AUGGCGCUGCUCCCACGGCCACCCUCUCUCUCUGCUCGCCGUUCUUCUCUGCUAGGCGAUGGCCAAGCUCUGGCGAGCUGUUGCCCUAAGCCGAGGACCGAUAGAUUCUCCGAUGGCAGGCGAAUUCCUUCCAUCUGCAGAGCCUCGUGGGGGGAGGUAUCCACAUUCUUCUUUGAAUUUUUUUCCCCUCUCGUUUCAUUUCUGAUCGUAGUUUGAUGGUUUCCCCUCAUCGCCCUAGUUUUUUGUUUGAUUUUAGUUUUUUAUUUCUUCCGAUUCGUCCAGCUAGUCGGGGUCCUGGUCUUCUCCGCGAUCCCGUUCGCGGCGGUGAAGGCCGUGGCCAACAGCUCGGUGGGAGAGGAGCUGCGGAGGAGGUUGGAGGGAACGAAGAGGACCAACGUGGAGAAAUCCUCGAGGUUUAAGGCCCUCUCAGAAAGGGCGAGAGAGGCAAGGUAACUAGUGGAACAGGCUUUCAACUUUAUCUUGAAAACCGGCACAAUCUCGAAAAUCCCCGUAGAUGCUGAAGCAGAUCUAACAUUCUCUUGGAUUCCUGUAUGGAACUAUACCAAAUAUAUGUUCCGAAUGGAAAUUCUCCAAUUAUGUCUGCCUAAGAUCCGUCUGCUCGCGCAUAGAUUUCUGCAUUUCUAUUUAUUGCUCAGCAUCUGAGGGGAUUUUUGGGCGGUUGUCUUCUGAAUGAUCCAUAUCUAUUUUUCUGUUAAGCUUGUGGUAUGGGAAGCAUCGGCCUCGCUGGCUUGGUCCUUUACCAUAUGAAUACCCCACCUACCUCACCGGAGAAUUUCCUGGCGACUACGGCUUUGAUAUUGCAAAUUUAAGCGAGGAUCGCAAGGCUUUUGAGAAAUACUUCAAGUAUGUGUUUCAUCCUUGUAUUUUUUUUCUUAUCUAGAAUUCAAUUUUUGUCUCAGUUCACUGCAAAUGAAACUUGGCGUCUCGUUACUAUUUAAAGCAUGCACUGAAUCACCUCCGAAAUGAUUUUAGUCUUAUAAUUAAACCUUAUUUUUAUUUUAUCUGCAUAAUAAUAUUUGUGUAUAAAUUUUUUCUGUUUGGAAGGACUUUGAAUGAGUAUGUUUUCACAAUUAUGCAGGAGCAUGCACUUCUAUUCUUGUUAAUUUAUUAAUUCAGCCCUCAAACAUCUGUUCUCUGCUACUCCUGGUUGCAGCUUUGAAAUCCUUCAUGCUCGUUGGGCAAUGCUUGCCUCUCUUGGUGUUCUUGUUCCAGAGGGGUUGGACCAACUGGGUGUUGUGCACUUUGUCGAGCCUGUGUGGUGGAAGGUUGGCUACGCAAAAUUGAAGGCAAGCAUCUUUACAGAGAUAAAAGAGAAUGAAGCUUGUGUAAAUGUUUUUUAGACACUUUAAAUUGUGAAUUGUGACCCAUCCAAUAAUAAUGGACAUAUAUUCAAAGAUGGAGUCAAGAUAAUCUUGACACGAAAUGUUUUCCUCAGAAUUUAACAGUAAAACUAUUGAUAAGAAGAUUAACUGUCAUGAUGCAUACUUUUAUAGAGCUAGCUGGGAAUUGUGAAACUUCUGAGACGAAAUUCAUACAAGUUCUUUAUUUCAUCAUCACUCUUGAGUUGCACGCUUGAACAUGCCCAUGGACAUCUUGGUAUCUUCCACGUGGCAUUGCAGCCAUUAAUCACACCAGGUCUGAAGCACUGGUAGAGACGCAUAGAACAAAGGCCAAAUAUUGACAGUGAAAAGGACCCAUUUCUUCUGAUUAAUCUCUUGUUAUAUGAUAACAGAUUUUUUUUUCUUAUUCAUGAGAAACGAACAUAAAUGCUGCUUUUUUUUUGUCUGAUAUCAAUUUCUUCUGUUUAGGGUGACACCCUCGAUUACCUUGGCAUUCCUGGGUUUCACAUUGCUGGAAGUCAGGGAAUUAUCGUCAUAGCCAUCUGCCAAGCUCUUCUAAUGGUAAUCCACAUGAUUUUUUAUUUAUUUCAAAAAAUUACUUGAAUUUAUAUUUGAUAAAACCCUUGCUGGCCAAUCUAUCACAAGCUUAUUUUCUCUUCCCGGUGCUUCAACCUGCGUCGUUGUCUGUACCUACCACAUCCCUUUUUCAUCCCCAGACAAAAUAUUAUGCAGGACCUCUGAAUUCAUUGCAGUCUGCCUCAGAACCAUUUCCCCUGGGGGGAAAUCACUUGGACUUGAAUGUUUUUAGAGAGAGAAGCAAAGAAUUACAUCUCCUCCCUCCCUCUAAAACUCUGUCACAGAUCGUGUUCGUCCCCAGUCAGAUAUUCUGUGGGCCUGUGAAUUUGUAGCUCCUGUUUCACGCCCAAUUUUCCAUGUAGAAAUAGCCCUUCGAUUUGAAUGUUUUAUUGUGAGUGAAACCAAGAAAAGCAUGGUCACUCUUGGGGAUGUGGGUCCCCCAGGUUGGACCGGAGUAUGCCAGAUACUGUGGAAUAGAAGCCCUGGAGCCCCUUGGCAUCUACCUGCCUGGAGACAUAAACUACCCCGGCGGCCUCCUCUUCGAUCCGCUGGGGAUCUCCGAGGACCCUGCUGCCUUCGAGGAGCUCAAGGUGAAGGAGAUCAAGAACGGGCGCCUGGCCAUGGUCUCCUGGCUUGGCUUCGCCUUCCAGGCUGCGUUGACCGGUAAGGGCCCUAUCCAGAAUCUUGUAGAACACCUAGCUGACCCUUUCCACAACAACGUCCUCUCUCUCCUCAGCCAUUCAUGA
Spirodela intermedia is the source of this 2683-nucleotide messenger RNA. Lineage: Eukaryota; Viridiplantae; Streptophyta; Magnoliopsida; Alismatales; Araceae. The record is from the annotation of a GenBank genome assembly.